Molecule: messenger RNA, 3192 nt
Organism: Mytilus trossulus (common blue mussel)
Lineage: Eukaryota; Metazoa; Mollusca; Bivalvia; Mytilida; Mytilidae
Exons: 4
Coding region: 67-3192 (1041 amino acids)
Biological process (GO): protein monoubiquitination
Molecular function (GO): zinc ion binding; ubiquitin protein ligase activity
Source: RefSeq, a predicted model, not a curated record
CUGAAAACGAAAGUAAAAGUUGUCUUGGUUGAUACCAAAAGAACAACGUAAAAGUGAAAGGUUAGGAUGGCGGAUAGUAAAUUCUGUACUGGUUGUCAGCGUGGUGAGGAAGACGUUAAUGCAGUAGCCUGGUGCAGUGAUUGCAGUGAACUUGUGUGUAAGGUUGUUGCUAGAGUUCUCGAAAGGAUGUCCCACCCUCACAAGGUAAUACCAAUGAAAGAAAUACAGCAACUUAGUUCCUCGCUUCUUAAUUUGUCCAAGAAUUGUGAGAAUCAUCCCGAAGAAAAAAAUGUACUGUACUGCUGUCAACAUGAUAAGGUUAUAUGUGAUUCCUGCGUAACGGUAUCACAUCAAAAUUGCAAGCCUGUCAUCUCAAUUGAAAAAGCUGCCAGAGGCGUUAAAGUAGGUACAGCCAUUUCUGCCCUAGAGCGAAGGCUUGACAACCUAAGUCAAGUUACAGAUAGCAUACUGAGUCACUCUGAAGCAACACUCGAAGAAUUGACAAAAAGUCGAAACAGCAUCAAAAAAAGAGUGUCGGAAAUCAAACAUAAAUCUAUUUCUCAUUUAGAAAAGUUAGAGGCAGAUAUACAUAAAGAAAUUGACAAUAAGUAUAAACAUUGUAACGAAACAGUGUCCCGAAAUAAAGAUAACAUCCAGUCCAGUGCGGACUCGUUGUCAAUAUGGAAGAACGAUCUUAAAUCACUGAGGCAACAUUUAUCUGAAAUUCAUUUAUUCCAAAUAGUAAAAUUUCUAGAUGCAAAAACACAUCAAAAAGAAUUGGAAAUCAGAGAGAUUCAAAAAGCAACUGUUCCGUUACUAAGAUAUCACCCUCCUGAGAGUGAGGCAAACAUAAAUAAAUUACUCUCAGACUUUGGUAUAAUAAUGGUAGACAAUGUACCAGUACCAAAGCCUGUAGUACUUGAUAUCGAUCAACAAGGUCAGUUUCUUGUCAGAGACUAUCAAAAAUUAUCCUUAACACAUUCAUUCAAAACCACAAAACUAGGGGAUGAAGUGAAAGUAUAUAGAGGUUGCUUUAUUCCUGAUAAUAGGUUACUCUUUGGUCAGUAUGAAAGAAAAAAACUCUUUGUUUGUAAACUUGAUGGAUACUUACUGAAAAUAAUUAAUUUGGAUUAUGAACCAGAGUAUAUAACCUUGUACGACAAGAACCACGCUGUAGUAUCUGCAAGUGAAAAGGGUAUCCAGAUCAUCGAUCUGACAACAUUAAAGCCUGAUAGUGCGGUGACUGAAGGUAUCACCUGUGUAAAGGAUAAUAUCUGGAUAAAGAAUCAAUCCAAAACACUAACCUUAGUAGAUAUCAAUGGUAAAUUUCUUAACACAAUACAAACAUCAUUUGAUCCUUGGGAUAUCUGUGACAACAAAGAUGGUGAUGUCUAUUGUACAGACCGUUGUAGUAAUAAAGUCUUUAUCGUUACAUCAGAUGGAAAAGAACGUGAAAUAUACAGCAGCCCUGACUUGAAAAACCCUAUAGAUAACCAUGGGGAUGUACGAUCAGAUAGUAGGUUUUGUGCUGGUUGUCAGCGUGAUAACGAAGACAUUAAAGCAGUAUCAUGGUGCAGCGACUGCUGUGAAUUAGUAUGUAAAAAAUGUGCUAGAGUUCACGAAAGGAUGUCCUCACCCCAUAAUGUUGUACCAAUAAAAAAUAUACCACUCAGUUCUUCGCUUUUCAAUCUGUCCAAGAACUGUGAAUUUCACCCCGAGCAAAGGAUUGUAAUGUACUGUAGUCAACAUGAUAAAAUGGUAUGUGACUCGUGUGUACCUAAAUCACACCCGAAUUGUAAGCCUAUCAUAUCAAUCGAAAAAGCUGCUAGAGGCGUAAAAGAUGGCAGUGCUAUUUCUGACAUAGAGAGAAGGAUAGACAACCUAAGCAAAGUUACAGAGAACAUAGUGAGUCAAAAUGAGAAAACUCUUGAGGAUUUGAAAGAAAGCCGGGACGAAUUUAAACAAAAUGUGUCGGUUUUCAAACUGAAUGUUGCUGCUCAGUUGAAUGAGCUAGAAGCAGAAACACAUAGAGACAUUGAGUCUAAAUACAUGCAUUGUAACAGGACUGUUUCGAAAAUGAAAGAUAACCUUCAAUCAAACGCUGAUUCACUGUCGAAUUGGAAACGCGAUUUUGAAUCGCUUAAGCAAAACACAUCUGAAAACCAUUUAUUCCAGGCAAUAAAAUUUCUAGAUGCAAAAUGUCAUCAAAAAGAAUUAGAAAUAAGAAAAAUCCAAACAGCCCCUCUUCCAACCCUAACAUAUCAUCCUUCCGAUUCAGAAUCCAACAUUAAGAACUUCUUAUCAGACUUGGGAACGAUUACAGUGGACGACGUUCUAGUUCAAAUGCCUGCACUAGCUAUUGAUCAACAAGGACAGUGUCUUGUCAAAUCCCAUGGAGAAAAAAGAAUGUUGUCGUUGGUGCAUUCAUUUCAGACCACACAAUUAGGUGAUGGAGUGGCUAUUUACAGAGGGGCCUUCGUUCCAGGAAGAAGGUUGGUCCUUGGUCAACGUGCAAUCGGAAAAAUGUUUGUUUGUGAAUUUAAUGGAUCAAUCUCAAGUAAAAUAUCUUUGGAUUAUAUACCAGCAUGCCUUACCAUGUACGACAGUAACCAUGUCUUAGUAUCUGGUGCCAAAGGAGGUUUCCAAAACUUUGAUCUUACAACAUUGAGUCCUGGUAAGGAAAUAAGCAUUCAGGAGUUAUGCAGAAAAAUAAAUGAUAAAGACUGUUGUAGAGGAAUAACAAGUGUAAAGAAAAAUAUCUGGAUAAAGAAUAAAAGUAAAACUCUGACCAAGGUGGAUAUAAAUGGUAAAGUUGAGAAAACUAUAAAAACAACAUUUGAUCCAUGGGAUAUAUGUGCCAAUGAAGAUGGUGAUCUCUAUUGUACAGAUGCAACUAGUGAUAAAGUCUACGUCGUUAUGUCGGAUGGAAAAGAACGAGAGAUAUACAAUAGUCCUUACCUAAAAGGUGUUGAGAGUGUGGCUGUAGAUUACCGUGGGGAUGUGUAUGUAGCAGGGAAAGGAUCGAACAACAUCCAUAGAAUAUCUAAUGAUGGACAGGCAAAUAUUGUCUUGACAGCGAACGAUGGUAUUGAAUUACCGGCCGGUUUAUUCUUUAACAAUGAAACAGGAGAACUAUUGGUUAUAAACAACAAUCAUAAAUCAAUCAACAUUUUCAAAUACACUGACCAAUGA